CGGCGACAAGAAGAAGCGGUGGUUCGAUAGAGAGAUAGCAAAUCGUUAUUUGGAGCCUCGAAGCGAAUUUCGAUAACCUCGCCUCCUUCGAUUCUAGGGUUUCGUGAUCUGAUUUUGCUCGGGAGACUGCUUGAGUUUCUCGUCUUUUCUGUUAUCCCUAGACACGAAUCAAUAUAAGGAAUUGUGAGCUUGGCUUCCUGAUCUGGCGACAAUCUGAAUUGCUAAACCCUAAUAUUAAAGUGACUAACUUUCAUUCCAAUUUAAUUUCCUGAAGGUGUUAAACUCUAUGGGUGAGUCUGUUGGAUCAAGCAGCUCAUGGGCUGCAAUCAGUUCUUCCAACAUUGGGUUUCAGCUCCUAAAGAAGCAAGGUUGGAAGGAAGGCACUGGUCUUGGAGUCGCUGAACAGGGUAUAUUGGUGCCAGUACAAACAGAGCCGAAAAAUAACAAACGAGGACUGGGAGCUGUUGUAGUUGAAAAACCAACCAAGAGAAAAGCCGUGAAAGCUACAGAUUCUGGAAAGGAGGAAAAAGUCUCUAAGCAAUCGAAGAAACUUUCAAAGAAAAUGCGGAAGUUGAUGGAGCACGAAAAACAAUUACAGGAAAAAGAAUUCGAACGAGCCUUCUUCAGGGAGUUCUGGCCUGAUAAUGUAUAAGAUUGAUGCUCAAAAAUUGUAUAUGCUUAGUAGUCUUAGAACUCAGCUUUUGAGACUGUUCCUUAAUCUACUCUUUUGAGUUCCAACAGCCCACAAACAAAACCAAAAAUUAUUUUUUUUACAUUUUUAAUAUGAUAAAAGAAAAGAGAAUGAAAUUAUGUAUAGACAAAGGAAAGAAAAUGGUUUCCUUGCAAA
Molecule: messenger RNA, 847 nt
Organism: Eruca vesicaria subsp. sativa (arugula)
Lineage: Eukaryota; Viridiplantae; Streptophyta; Magnoliopsida; Brassicales; Brassicaceae
Source: the annotation of a GenBank genome assembly